Messenger RNA from Ectocarpus siliculosus, 3533 nucleotides. The record is from the annotation of a GenBank genome assembly. NCBI's taxonomy places the organism in Eukaryota, Phaeophyceae, Ectocarpales, Ectocarpaceae.
AUGGGGAAGCGGACGAAGGGACAAGAUCGCGACAAGUACUACCGCUUAGCCAAGGACCAGGGCUUCCGUGCGCGUUCGGCGUUUAAGCUCAUCGAGAUCAACAAGAAGUAUGACUUCCUCAGUUCGGCCAAGGUUUGCAUCGACCUGUGCGCUGCCCCCGGCGGGUGGUGCCAGGUGGCCGCCAAGCACAUGCCUCGCGGGAGCAUCAUCCUCGGCGUGGACCUGCUGCCCAUCCGCCCCAUCCCGAACGUGAAGACGCUGGUUCACGACAUCACCACGGACGAGUGCCGCACGGCCCUCAAGCGCGAGAUGCAGACUUGGAAGGCGGAUGUGGUGCUCUGCGACGGUGCGCCAAACGUGGGUACCGCCUACAAGAAGGACGCCUACGAGCAGAACGAAAUCGCCCUCCACGCGCUGCGGGUGGCCACGCAGCACCUCAAGAAAGGGGGUACCUUCGUGACCAAGGUUUACCGGUCCCAGGACUACAACUCGCUCAUGUGGGUCAUCCAGCAGUUCUUCGAGGAACACCAGGCUGUGAAGCCCGCCUCAAGUCGAAGUCAGUCGGCAGAAAUCUUCGUGGUCGGCCGCAACUACAAGGCUCCCGACUUCAUUGACUCCCGCAUGCUCGAGCCGAAGCAUGCCUUCCGACAGGACUACGACGUCGAAGGAGGUCAGAAGGGUCUGUCGAUUUUUCACAAGAAGUACGAUCAGCACAACAAGCGUCACCGUCAGGGGUACGCGGACGACCUGGGCAUGAGUCUCAGCAGGGUUGCAAAGGUCUCCGACUUUGUCAAUGCGGAAGACCCGGUGAGGGUGCUCACUGACACACACGUGCUGGAGUUCGGUGCGGAUUGCCAAGUGUUUAAGGACCACCGGGCAACCACCGCUGAAAUUCAGCACCUUUGCUCAGACCUUCGGGUGCUGGGGAAGGGAGACUUUAGGCACCUCAUCAAGUGGCGGAUGCGAAUGGUCAAGUACCUCGAGGAGCUGAAGGCAUUGGAAGGCGAGAGCGGGGACGAGGGUGAUGAAGAGGGGGAGGGGGGGGAAGGGGGUGACGCAGCGGAGGUGCCCAUGACGGAGGAAGAGAAGGAGGAGGAGGUCCAGGCGGAGAUCAGGGCACUACAGCUCAAGGCACUGGCUCAGCGGAAACGGGUCCGCAAGAAGGAGCGCGAGGCUGCCGGGCGGCUCCGGUCCCGCGUGGCAAUGGGGAUGGAGAACACUGCGAUCGACCUACCGGACGAGGAGGGGGUGUUCUCGCUCGCGAGCAUCAAGACCGGGGGCGAUCUGGAAUCGAUUCGUGACGUGGACUUGUCCAAGCUGGAGUCCUCUGCCAUGGACGUGACUGUCGACAAUGAAGAGGAAGAGAGUGGCGCCGAAGAUGGUUCUAGCGACGAGGACGAUGACAGCGAUGCUGAGGACGUCAAGCUGGAAGCCCACCUUGCGGAGGGGUACCUCCGUUUUCUUCAAGCGAAAGACGAAAACCGGCGAAUGGAGGGCACGAGGCUGGCCAAGCGGAACAAACAAGCCAAGGCGGCCAAAGCGGCAGAAGAAGAGAUGGAAGACAUGGCCCUUUACGACGGCGACCAGCAGCGUUACCUUCAGCUCCUCGCUAACGGCGGAGAAGAAGAAGUAGGCAUCGAUGCCAGCGAUGUCGACAGCAGCGACGACAUCAGCGACGACGACGAUAGCGAUGACGACGUGAGAGAUAAACUGAGCUCCAGCGUGUCUCGGGCCGUUGGGCGAGGCAAGCGCGGUAGGGGCGCCAUGGGAGCGUCGGCGGUGGUUUCGGAUCCGAACCCGCUCAUGGCGGAGAUCGGGUCGAAGUCGGAGCGUAGGCAGGCGGCGGCGCAGCGGUGGUUUAGCGACCCUCUGUUCGCCGGCAUCGACGACACCCUCGAGGGUGGCGAGGAGGAGGAGGAGCAGGAGGCGGACGAUAAGGCUUCUGGCGUUGUGCCACCUUCGAAGAGAAAACGAGGCAGCGGGGAGGAAGACAGGGCGAAGCGAAGAGGGGCAGCAGGCGAAGAGCUUGGUGCUGCGGAGGCCCUGAUUGCGGCAAUGCCAAAGACGGAUAAGGAGAAGCGCAAGGAAAAGAGAAAGAAGGCGGCCGAGCGUAAGGAGCGAAAGGAGAGCAAGAACAGCAAACGCAUGGGGGAGGAUGGCAUCGCCGAUGACGACCUCCAGGUCGUCUCCGGAGAGCGCGACCUCGAGAACCUGGACCCCAAAGAACGGGUGAAGCUCGAAAAGAAGCGGGGUCUUAUUCGAGCCGGUAUGGGUGCGGCUGCCGAUGAGGCGGAAGACACCGGGUUUGAGGUCGCGAAGGCGAGCGGCGCGGCCAUGGCGAUGUUGGGGAAGCGGUACAAGCCCAAGUUUGCGGUGGACGGGCUUGAUGUGGAGGACGACAGGGACUACGGCUCCGACCAGGAGCCGUAUGACGACGAGGACCGUGCAAGGCAGCUCGCCCUCGGCACGAUGAUGCUCCGAAAGCACCGUGCGAAGGAGAUGGUUGACGCGGCGUACAACCGUUUCAGCUGGAACGACGACGCUGACCUUCCUGAUUGGUUCGUCGACGACGAAAAACGGCAUUACCGACCACAGGUGCCGCUGCCACCCGCACUCGUGGAGCAAAUGAAGAACAAGUUCAUGUCUCUGGCCACGAAGCCGAUCAAGAAGGUGGCGGAAGCGCGAGCGAGGAAGCGUAAGAGGGCCGCCCAGCGACUUACCAACGCCAAGAAGAAGGCUACCGCCCUUGCCGCCAACCCAGACAUGUCGGAGCGGGAAAAGCUGAAGGCUGUUCAGCAGGCGAUGAAAAAGGGAGCGAAACAGGACAUCCCUUCCAAGGUUUACGUCGUGGCGGGCAAGGGGCCCUCCGGCACCAAGAAGAAGGGCGCCAAGAUCAAGAUGGUGGACGCGAGGAUGAAGAGCGACACGAGGGGGGCGAAACGCUCGAAAGUCAAGCAGGCCACCGGAAAAGCGCCCAAGAAGAAGAAGGGCAAGGGGCGACAGGGCAGGCAUUGAUGAUGUUUCUAUGUUCCGCGAUAUGGUACUGGCGGCGUUCCAUGUUGUCGAUUGGCGUUGCUUCUGCGACAUUUUUUUUUCUAUGUACAUGACGUCGGCAACUCGGAAACUAAUGGUGGGAGAUAGUCCCCCCCCGGCGGUGGCAUUGCAUGUUUUGUCGAUGGGCUUUGUCUUUCGGGGGCGUGAGUAUGUGCGUUUAGUCGGCAUAUUUCGACAUUUAACAUGACGUCAGAAACCACGUUCGAGAGGAUACGCCUCAAGUUUUGUGGAUUACCGGCGCUGUCUUGCUGUUUUGAUUCCCGAUAGCACAGCCGGUUGUAUCGAUGUAAGUAUCGUGAUAAUGAGGAAUUGAAUCUGAUGUGUUGAAAUUUGUUGUAGUGAUUCAGACGCCACAGCAGUCUCUCACGCGUGAAAAAUCCAGGGCACGCCUAAAAUGGUGACUGACUACUCUUUUUUGCCCGUUCUGUUGUGGAACACCAUGUAAUCAAUGAAGGAAUAUGUUGGUAAUUGUACUUCGU